Egretta garzetta (little egret) is the source of this 1266-nucleotide messenger RNA. RefSeq names its product mitochondrial ribosomal protein L39 (gene MRPL39). Gene Ontology annotation, molecular function: nucleotide binding; RNA binding. The record is from RefSeq and is a predicted model, not a curated record. Gene Ontology annotation, cellular component: mitochondrion. The coding region runs from base 1 to 1266 and encodes 421 amino acids. The transcript is spliced from 10 exons. NCBI's taxonomy places the organism in Eukaryota, Metazoa, Chordata, Aves, Pelecaniformes, Ardeidae.
AUGGGGCGGUCAGUGGCGCCGAAGGGGAGCUGGCGGUGGGGAGCGGGAGCCGGGCACCAAAGACCCUUCCCACCAGCCACCGGGCGGUUCAUGUUAAUGCUGAAACCCCAGCGCUGCGUAUCUGCGAUCCUUGCUACAAGACGGCAGAAGGCCACCCAAAAGCUGCUGGUUUCGGGGACGGCCUUGCCACCUGGCGAAGCGAGGCCUGUUGGGGCAAAGGGCGGGCGGAGGGGCUAUGCGUUACACCCGCAGCGUCGCGGAGCUAACGUUUGUUUUAUACCAGGGUUCAUCUCCACGCAGACUAUUUCUCGUCUGACAUCAGAUGAGGUGAUUCAAAUGCGCAACGAGCUCUUUACCAAAGAGAAAGAGAGACAGUUAUCCCUGUAUCCACGAAUUGAGAAAAUCGAAGUAAAAUACACUGGGAAGUCUCACCCUGGCAGUGUGUUUGUGAUGAACAAAGCUUUGUCUACUCCAUACAAUUGUGCCAUGCACUUAAGUGAAUGGCAUUGCAGGAAAUCCGUCCUAGCUCUUGUGGAUGGUGAAGUCUGGGAUAUGUAUAGACCCUUGACCAAAUCAUGUGAAAUUCAGUUCCUAACUUUCAAAGAUGAAGAUCCAGAGGAAGUAAACAAGGCCUAUUGGCGUUCCUGUGCCAUGAUCAUGGCAUGUGUGUUAAAACAGGCGUUCAAAGAUGAGUACUCAGUGACUCUGAUUAAAGCUCCAGAAGUGCCAGUGAUCUCUGGAGCUUUCUGUUAUGAUGUAAUUUUGGACAACAGACUGAAUGACUGGAAACCAACAAAUGACAACUUCCGUUCUCUUACAAGGGAUGCUGGAAAGCUAAUUCAUAAAGACCUGCCGUUUGAAAUGCUGCGUGUUGAAGCAAAAGUAGCACGUGAAAUGUUUCAACAUAACAGAUGCAAAAUGGAGAUGAUAGAUCAAAAAGCUUCUCAGAAUAUGGAAGGAAUUGUAACAUUAUAUAGGUUUGGUGACUUUGUAGAUGUUAGUGAAGGCCCUCAUAUUCCAAGGACAAGUUUCUGUUUCCAGUAUGAGAUAACGGCAGCCCAUAAUCUUCAGACUAAUCAAUCUGAGCUGAUAAGAAGGUUCCAGGGUGUGUCCCUGCCAAUCCAUUUGAAGGCUCACCACACCGUGUGGCACAGGCUGCUGGAAAGAUCGAAGAGGCUGGUCACUGAAGAAAAAUAUUUGGAAGCAGCAGCAGAAUGUCAUGAGACAAAAAGUGGAACUGAAGAAGGAAAAACUGUAUCAAUUUAA